This is a messenger RNA of Lolium perenne, 1128 nucleotides long. RefSeq lists its product as uncharacterized. The record is from RefSeq and is a predicted model, not a curated record. NCBI's taxonomy places the organism in Eukaryota, Viridiplantae, Streptophyta, Magnoliopsida, Poales, Poaceae.
GAGACACCUGCGAAGAAGAUAAUAAAUAGACACGCGAAAAGCCUCAGCGGCUUUCCAGAUCAAGACGUACACGAUCCACACGCAUCAGCAGCCAUGAAGUUCGCGUGCUUCGGAGGGGCAGCGGCCGUGGCCGACGAGACGGUGGCAGCUGCUGCCCAUCACCGACGCACGGGGAAGAAGUUCCUCUUCGGCAGCAAGGGCGACAAGCACUCACCGUCCAAGGCUUCUUCACCCGACUCCAAGACUAAGAGGAGGAUCACGUCGCGGGGCCGCCGCCGGGAGAUGACGGACUUCGACAUCUACAUGGCCGCCGCGAGAAAGCUUUCCUCCUCCGCGCCGUCCACAUCGUCGGCGCUCAGCACUGCGGCGUCGCUGGACUCCGCCUGCUCGUCCUCCUCAUCAUCCUCGUCCUGCUCCCGCUCAUCGUCCUCGUCCUCGCUGUCGUCGCUGGUGGACGCGACGCCUCCUCAGCAGGCCAGGAGGCGGCCGCAGCAGCAGGGCGAGCGGAAGCGGUCGCCCGCGCUGGGCCCGGCGGCGGUGCUCGUGUGCCUCGUCAUGAUGGUCUUCGGCGGCCGGCUCGUGGCCACGCUGCUCACCGCGGCGGUGCUCGCCUUCUUCCCGCGCCAGUGCCCUGCCCACAUGCUGCACACGGCGUCGUCGCUGGAGCCUGCCGCGGCGUCGAGGAGAGAGGCGAUGUCGAUCGACGCGAGGGCGGUUACGGGUCGGCUCCGGCUCACGAACCGAAAUGAUACUACUCCGUAGUAAUAUGUUCGUUUAUAAUUACCCCUUGUAAAGAAACCAAGACUUCUUUUUGUCCGAAAGUUUGUAAAGAAACCAAGACUUCUUUUUGUCCGUAGAUUAGAACUUGAACCAAAAAUAUGUUUGCAGGAUCACCUACAUACUUCAAAAUGCACUCAAUUUGUAGUUGAUGUUGCAGAUGGUAGAGUGUGAGAGGGACGCGUAAGAGCAUCUCCAACACACGCCUGAAACAGCGGCCACGUUUAAACGAGUUUACCACAUAUGUUUUGCUAGUUUUACGUGUCUAUAUAACGAAAUAUUUAUUUAGUGGGAGGCGACGUUUCCGUCGAAAGCAAGACGUUUAUGGUGACUUCGUCAAUUUUAAGAUCC